This is a messenger RNA of Xenia sp. Carnegie-2017, 800 nucleotides long. RefSeq names its product peptidyl-prolyl cis-trans isomerase-like 3. Gene Ontology annotation, molecular function: peptidyl-prolyl cis-trans isomerase activity. NCBI's taxonomy places the organism in Eukaryota, Metazoa, Cnidaria, Anthozoa, Malacalcyonacea, Xeniidae. The record is from RefSeq and is a predicted model, not a curated record. The transcript has 6 exons. The coding region runs from base 30 to 545 and encodes 171 amino acids. Gene Ontology annotation, cellular component: catalytic step 2 spliceosome. Gene Ontology annotation, biological process: protein folding; protein peptidyl-prolyl isomerization.
UUUAUAGUAUAAAGAGUACAAACUAUUCUAUGCAAAUUUUCAAAUUCAACAUGUCCGUCACGAUUUCUACUGAUUUUGGAGAUAUUAAAAUUGAGUUGUUUUGUGAUGAAGUGCCCAGAACUUGUGAGAACUUUCUUGCCUUGUGUGCUAGCGGAUAUUAUAACAAUUGCAUCUUCCACAGAAAUAUAAAGGGCUUUAUGGUACAAACUGGUGAUCCAACAGGCACUGGUAAAGGUGGCAAGAGCAUUUGGGGUAAAAAGUUCAAUGAUGAAAUUGUUCCAUCAUUAAAGCACAAUGUCCGUGGCAUAGUUUCCAUGGCAAAUAGUGGACCAAACACGAACGGAUCUCAGUUCUUUAUUACUUAUGCCAGACAACCUCACUUGGACAUGAAAUAUACAGUGUUUGGCAAAGUUAUUGACGGCGGUGAAACUCUCGAUGAUUUGGAGAAGAUUCCGGUGAACGAAAAGACUUACAAACCGCUUCGCGAUGUGCGCAUUCAGAACAUUAAAAUUCAUGCAAAUCCCAUCGCAGACAUGCAGAGUUAACGUCUUUUUCGUGUUUUCCUUAUUCCAUGGGUUGAGUGAGAAAAGCGACAAGCGAAAAUAAACUUUUCUGGACUCUGGUUACUUUGAAAACUAUGGAAGUCUUAUGAAAAACUUCGAGGAAAACGUGAGAAGCAAACAAAAUUAUAGAUAGUCCGGCUAUGAUGUUUUCCCCUCUCUUAUUCAGCCGAAGAUUUAUGUAUUGCUAUGGGAGGCUAUCAAUUCCAUUUUUAGUAAAGUGAACGUCGUCGUCCUUUA